UACCCGGAGAAAACCGGCACAGGGAGAACAUGCAAACUCCACAUAGAAGGGUCCAGACCGGGAUUCGAACCUGGAACCCUCUUCCUAUGAGCUCCAGCCAGCCACAUAUGAAGCCUUGCCCCCUGAAGAAGAGUCAGCACAGUGAGUUGAAGAGUCAAGAGCUGAAGCCCCACCGAGGACAGAUGGGAAGAAAGGGCAACACACAGGUAUGUUUUGAAGACCCGGUGGUCGUCACGGUAACACCAGAGCUCCACACAUCCAAUACCCUGCCUCAGCAGCACAUCAGAACUCAGAGGAGGAGCAGAGGACGUCACCAUGCCCACAGGCAGCGGGUGGAGCCUCCUGCCGUUGCAUCCACCCAAGAUCCAGGCUGUCUGGAGAGGGUGGAUCUAAAUACCACUGUGGCUCUGAAGGCUGAGCUGCAGUCACUGCAGGGGGCAGAGUUUAACUCCCAGAAGGCCAUUCAGAAGACCCUACAGAGGUCAGAAAGGACCAAAAAUCUGGUCAACACCAGAGCUACUGAAGUGGUGAAUGUGUCCCGCUCUCAGCUUCUGUACACCUCACUGGUCAGCAUCGACGUGCUGGAUGAUCAGCUAAUCAGCCAGGUGCUGCAGGACAGGCUGCUGCUGGUUCCAGCCACCUGCUGCCAUAGCAACAAAACAGCAGAUGGCCCCUCGCCCCUCCUCUUCAUGACCCCUGACCUUCUCAGACAAAAACCCCUCCCGCCAGAGAAGGAGCUAGCAAACAAAAAGCUUUGUCCAUUAACUUACCUUGCCCACUCGACCUUUGAUCUCAAUAGACGGCAGAGAUGCCAUGAGGCUACGCCCUGACGGACACACAGGAUCGUUUUGAUUGGCUUGAGAUACUUAGGCUACUAAUGAUAAGACUGUGAUGUCAUUAAACAGUGAAAAUUAUUAAUAGUACAUCACUUUCUACAUUCUAAAUGUAAUGUGAAAUCUGUUUCUCUUUAUGUACAGAGCUACAUUUUGUUUUUUCCAAUAAAACUUUUUCAAACACA
Scatophagus argus is the source of this 1018-nucleotide messenger RNA. It is a transcript of the gene ppp1r35, whose product is annotated as protein phosphatase 1, regulatory subunit 35. The record is from RefSeq and is a predicted model, not a curated record. Gene Ontology annotation, biological process: negative regulation of phosphatase activity. NCBI's taxonomy places the organism in Eukaryota, Metazoa, Chordata, Actinopteri, Scatophagidae. Gene Ontology annotation, molecular function: phosphatase binding. The coding region runs from base 30 to 830 and encodes 266 amino acids. The transcript has 6 exons.